Messenger RNA from Colius striatus (speckled mousebird), 2529 nucleotides. It is a transcript of the gene TERB1, whose product is annotated as telomere repeat binding bouquet formation protein 1. The transcript is spliced from 20 exons. The record is from RefSeq and is a predicted model, not a curated record. Lineage: Eukaryota; Metazoa; Chordata; Aves; Coliiformes; Coliidae. Gene Ontology annotation, biological process: homologous chromosome pairing at meiosis; meiotic attachment of telomere to nuclear envelope. The coding region runs from base 15 to 2501 and encodes 828 amino acids.
GGGUACAACCGAAAAUGGAAACCCUAAAGGUGCAGAAAAAUCAGUGUGAUAUGAAAACAGAUCUGAACUUACUGCUUGAAUGCCUUAAAUAUCAGAUGGACUGCCCCAUGUCCCAGAAAGAGGCUUUGAUCACUAUUUAUUCAAUUUGUCAACAGAACAGUGAAGCAAGUGAAUAUUUUCGAGAAAUUGGUGGUUUGAUGUUCAUAAAUGAUCUUGCCAAGUCAAGUGUCCAUUGCAUGGUGAAGGAAGCAGCUUUAUUUACAUUAGGAAUUAUAAUAGAGAGUAAUGUUUAUUGUCAACAAACUUUGUGUACUUCUGCGUUGUUUGAAGACCUCAUUUUAUUUUUAAUUAAUAAGGAUUCUGGUGUGAACUUGAAAAGAAUGUCAGUUUAUGUCAUCUUAGUACUGGUUUCAAAUAACAAAAGUGGGCAAACCUAUGUCAGAGAUACAGGCUGCAUUGGUCUUCUGCUACAGUUAUUUAGAACAACUCUUUCAACAUCUGAGGUGAAUCUAUCAGAUGAAAACAUGAAUCCGUGCUAUCAGCUAUGGUCUUCUGUCUGCAGUACUCUCUGUGCCUGUGUUAACAAUCCUCAGAAUGAAGACAAUCAAAAUAUUUGCUGUUCUGUUUUUCCAUACGCCAAAGAGUGGCUUGAAAGUUGCACAGAGCCUGAGAUCCUUCGUCCUAUUUGUUCAUUUGUUGGUCUCACAGUUGCAAAUAACUCAUAUGUGCAGAAGUAUUUUGUUUCUGUUGGAGGAUUGGAUACAUUAGCUAAAGUUCUCAGCAGGCUGAUGCAGGAUUCCAGUUUGAGUCACUCAAGCACAAAACUUGCAAUAGUAUUAACAAAAACUCUGGAUGCCUGCAUUGCUAAUGAGUCUGCCAUGGGUGUUUCCUUGACAAAGUAUCGCACUGUGUCAGAGCUACUGAAGCUGCUGUCCAAUGACACUCUGGAUACUGGAGAAAAAAUUAGUAUUAUUCUAACAAUUGGACACUGUACUGAAGUUUGUGAGGAAAAUCAACGUGAACUCCUCCAGAACAAUGGUCUUCCACUUAUGAUUCAGGUAUUAACUGAGUCUCAGGAUGAGGAACUAAACAAAGCUGCUACUUUUGUGCUGCAAAACUGCAAAAAACUGACUGAACAAUUGUCCCUGAAAAGAAAUGAUAAUUCAUUAAACGUGAAUAAUGCAGAAGAAUUGGAUGUGCAAUCCAAACAAAGAAGUCUACAAGACUACUGGAAGAAAGCAGAAGAAAUUUUACACAGAAUAAAGUUGAUUGAAAAAGAACAUGAUGAGGAAAGAGUGGAAGAAGUAUUUGUAGACAGACCUUCAGAAGCCAAUAUUGAAGCAUCAGAAUACCAUGAAGUGAAUCCUGCUGAUCCAAAAACUUACGAAGAAAGAACACAUAAGGAAGUACAUUGUCUACAAUUGACCUCUAAGUCAUAUGAUCAGGUUCCGGCUCCAUUUGUAAAUUCUUUUCCAGCAAAAAAUGAAAUAUUGAAUACCGUGGAUCCAGUAAAUGCUUCUACCAGACAAAGUGAGCAGAGUAAUAUUCCAAGUGCAGUUAAUGAACUGCAAAGAGCCAGCGUACUUCAAAAUCACAGUAUGAAUGAGAAAAAUGAGUCUACUCUUCAAGUACGUGAACAUUUAUUUAAGCAGCCUGCAGAGAUGGUUAAAAGUAUGAAACAGACAUACACAUCAGAUCAAUAUCCAUUCUACUCAGAGAAAACCAAGGAAGAAAAAAGUACUUCAUCUGCAUCCCAUGCAAUGGUACAUUUUAGGUGUUUAGGUUGUACAGCAGGAGGACUGUCCUUCAAUAGUAAAACCUUCACUAAAAUGUUGCAGAGUUGUCCAUACCAGUGUGACCAUCACAAAGUCAUUCUGGAAGCUGAAGAAAGAUAUAAAAAGGAACUUCGCAAACUGAUUGUUUGUAACAGCAGCAGAUCUGCAACUCAGGAGAAAAUAGUGCUGACUCCGAUGAAGAAAAACAGGCUGGAUACAGAAAUACCAGCUUUCAGAAGCCAAAAGGAUAGUUUCCAAAGUAUUCUUUUGACUCCAAUUAGAAAAAACAAAUAUAAUACUUCAAAUAGAGAUGAACACAGAAAAAAUAGUGGGUUGACUGACAACUACAACUUGAUCCCUACAUAUGGAAACUCUUUCCAAAAUACCCAAGAUGCUAAGUUGAAGAGACAAAGAGUCAAAGAAACAUGCUACCAGGAUCAUCAGCAUGUAAAAGAAAACUGCAUGUGUUCACAUGACAAGCAGAACAAUGAAAUUUGUUCUCUGGACAUGAACACAAGAACUUUAAACAAGAAAAGAAGAACCCGAAAAGAUUUCACAACUGAAGAAAUUAACUACCUUAUGAGUGGAGUAAAGAAAAUGGGUACUCGUUGGAAUUUAAUUUUGUGGUCUUACCCAUUUCAGAAAGGACGGACAAGUGUUGAUCUUUCCAAGAAAUACUACCGUUUGCAGCUGCAGAGGCAAGAAAAAAGCAAAGAUCACCAAUAACAUCUUUCAAGAGUUUGGGGUUUUGUUG